UUGUGCCGGACCAACAUGGCCGCGCUGAGGAGGGUAACAACCUGCUUCCGUCUCCUCAGGAGUUCAGCUCCUGUCCUGUUCGGCAGCAGAAAACCUGCAGUCCGUAAAGCGGUCAAAUGGACAAAUGUUCUGUACACAGGUAUAGCGUCCCUGACUGUGGGCGGUGGGCUGUGUGCUAUACCUUUCAAACAGGUUGAAGACCUCUCUCAUGACUCUCUGAUCCGACGAGCAGCCUCUCUGGCUACAGACAGUUCAAGCACUUUUCUCUCUCAGACCACUUUUGCUUUCAUAGAUGCCAUUACAGAGUACUCAAAAGCUGUUCACACACUUAUUGCCCUCCAAAAACGAUAUUUGGAAUCACUGGAAAAACUAACUUCUGCAGAAGAGGAUAAAAUCUGGCAGGUGAUCAUCGCCCAGCGUUCACAGGUUAGUGACCGACAAGAUGAAUGUAAGCGCUUCGAGUUAACCUGGGUCAGCGCCAUCAGGCUGUGUGAAACAGCAGCUGAGGCAGCGUACACCUCAGGAGCUGAACAUGCGUCCAUCACACUGAGGACAAACAUUCAGGUGGCCGAGUCGCAUGUGGAGGAAGCACGUAAACUGUCCUUGGAUACAGAUAAGAAGUUGGCCGAGACUAAAGUAAUGGAGGUGGAAAGGGUGACGCAAUAUGUGUCCUCCUUACAGAAUAAUAGUGAUGAGGAAGAGGUGCCUGAGGCUUAUCUAAGAGAGGACUGAAGCAAAUACACAGUUAUAAGAAAACAGAGCAAAGCACAAAAAAAGGUGUUGUUGCUUUCAAAGCAAAGUAACUUUAUUUUUUUCAUCCUUUACAAUGUCUUCUCUCUUUUUGAGUCUUCAAAAUGUUUGGCUGUGACUUGUCAUGUAGACUGUGCUCAAAUGAAUGUGCUUACAUCUGCACAUAAGCUGUUAUGCUCAAAAAGUGAAUCACACGAACUGAGGACGUCUCCACAAAGCAGCACAUCCUUUUAGGUGUUUGGUCAUUUAAGACUAUUUGAAUAAUGAAAAUCAACUGUUUCUGAAGCAUAGAGGAUUAUGUUUUCGACCCAUUGUAUUGUGUCUUGACCAGCUGAUUUUUGUGUUGUUUCAAAAUUCAUUGUAAUAAAGACAAGUAACAUUAUAAAAACUAUUUAUUUUUGGUGUUUACUUGUUGCAACAUUAUCAGAAAAUGAAACAUUUAAAUUCCUGUUUUCUAGAUUAAUAUUGUGUUAACUGUAGGGAUUUGUAGCUAAGAUUAUGUAUUGUGUUGCAAGGGCAUGUUUUUUUUAAUAACAUUGCGUUAAUCCAAAUGAUUAAAUAACAUUUAACCAGUGCUGAAAAUAGUUGGAAAAAACAAUGUGUCACUUCAUA
This is a messenger RNA of Anoplopoma fimbria (sablefish), 1362 nucleotides long. Its product is annotated as diablo IAP-binding mitochondrial protein-like. Lineage: Eukaryota; Metazoa; Chordata; Actinopteri; Perciformes; Anoplopomatidae. Gene Ontology annotation, biological process: intrinsic apoptotic signaling pathway in response to oxidative stress; neuron apoptotic process. Bases 16 to 732 code for a protein of 238 amino acids. Gene Ontology annotation, cellular component: mitochondrion. The transcript is spliced from 6 exons. The record is from RefSeq and is a predicted model, not a curated record.